Petromyzon marinus (sea lamprey) is the source of this 1017-nucleotide messenger RNA. It is a transcript of the gene GSTK1, whose product is annotated as glutathione S-transferase kappa 1. Gene Ontology annotation, cellular component: mitochondrion; peroxisome. Gene Ontology annotation, molecular function: glutathione peroxidase activity; glutathione transferase activity. Gene Ontology annotation, biological process: glutathione metabolic process. The record is from RefSeq and is a predicted model, not a curated record. Lineage: Eukaryota; Metazoa; Chordata; Hyperoartia; Petromyzontiformes; Petromyzontidae.
ACUGCCCUCCGCGGGGGAGGAGCCGUGACCUCACCGCGAAGCCCGCGACCCUCACGCGCGGCCCCGGGGAGAGGAGUCGAGCUGAGCGCGGACACUCACACGGACACGGACACUCACCACCAUCACCACCACCAUCACCACCAUGUCCCGGCGACUCGUGGAGAUUUUCUACGACGUCGUCUCGCCAUACUCGUGGCUGGGCUUCGAGAUUCUGUGCAGGUACAGGAGUGUGUGGAACAUCGAUGUCCGCCUACGGCCAGCCUUCCUGGGCGGCGUCAUGGCAGCAUCGGGAAACAAGCCACCGGGUUUGGUGCCAAACAAGGCGCGGUACAUGGCCAAGGACCUGGAACGUCUCAGGGACUACUUCCAACUGCCCAUUGCCUUACCCAGGAAUCCUGCUGAAGCCAUGUUCCAGAAAGGCUCGCUGGCAGCCCAGCGGUUUCUCACGGCUGUGGACAUGGAGUGCCCUGCUCAACUGGAGGAGGCAUCCCGGCAGCUGUGGAUGCGCAUUUGGUCACGGGAUGAAGACAUCACCUUACCUGAGAGUAUUGCAGCUGCUGCCGCACGGGCUGGGCUACAGGAAGAGCUCAUCCAGAAGCUGCUCGCCAUGGCGACGUCACAGCCGGUGAAGGACCGGCUGAAGAGCACAACCGAAGAUCUCAUGCAGCACGCGGCAUUUGGGAUGCCCGCCAUCGUGGCUCACGUGAACGGGAAGCAGCACCUCUACUUUGGCUCUGACCGCUUCGAACUGCUCGCGCACCUGCUGGGAGAGAAAUGGUACGGACCUCUUCCUUCCCAAGCCAAGUUGUGAAGUCAGAUCUAAUCUUUUGACAGCAGCCGAAAGGUUUAAGUAUCAGGCCUGUCAUCUCACACGUGUGAACCACUAAGCUAAAUGGCCACCAUUGUCCAUUAAAUCAAUUUAAUUACUGUUUGGGAUUUUCAGAUGCCUUUAAUAUUUUAUAUGAUGUGAAUGAAUGCUGUGAUGUUUGUCUAAUAAAGCUUGAAUGAGUAUCAUUA